Messenger RNA from Anopheles bellator, 1482 nucleotides. Its product is annotated as probable methyltransferase-like protein 25. Lineage: Eukaryota; Metazoa; Arthropoda; Insecta; Diptera; Culicidae. The transcript has 2 exons. Bases 1 to 1482 code for a protein of 493 amino acids. The record is from RefSeq and is a predicted model, not a curated record.
AUGAUCUUACGUUUUAGAACGAUCAGCAUGGACAAGCUGCGCCAGCAAAUCGAUACGAUCGUUCGGUUUCUCGAUUCAUCAUCGCGUUUCAUCAACUGCCACAUGGUAGACUAUCUGACGGAGCAGCACUGGAGCAACCACGUUCCCCGGGCGAUCCAGAGGGAGCUGACCACGGUGCAAGACUAUCUGCGGGCGAAAGAUACGUUCUGGGGUCAGUUCGAACAGACCACCGGUGAUGGGGCGCCGAAACUGUCCGCAGUCAGUGCGUUCAUCGAGGAGACGCGAAAGUAUCGGUUCGAAGGUGCUGAAAUCCAAGGCACGGCACUGUCGCUGACGGAGUUCAACGAAGGAUUGCUGGAUGUGCGAAAGGAGACCCGACUGAAGCUGACGGAACUGAUGAACGUUAAGAAGCGCCACGAAGUGGAGAUUGCGGCCGCCGUGGUGGCAUCCCUGUGCACGGCCGUUGCCUCUGGUGGCAGCCCGGAGGAUGUGAUCGUCAUUGAUGCCGGCGAUGGGAAGGGCUAUCUUUCGUCCCGCAUUGCCCUCGAGCAUGGACUCAAGGUGCUGGGUGUGGACUGCAACGAAGAGAACACAAGCAGCGCCGAGAAACGCCGCGACCGAUUGAAGAAAAAGAUCCCGAAAGCGGUCAAAAAGUCAAACCUCGAGGAGGAUAAACAUUUCUCCGAACUGAUCAAGGACGAUGGACGAUUGGAAACGCUCUACCGAACCACGACACGGCUGAUCGAUUUCGGGACGAACCUCGCUGAGCUGGCGGGCCAGCACUUUGCCGGAGUCGGAAGCUUCAGUUCUUUUGCGCUGGCUGGGCUACACACGUGCGGUAAUCUGGGGCCAAACUGCCUCCGUCUUUUCGACCAGAACCCAGCGUUCAAGGCCGUUUGCAACGUUGGCUGCUGCUACCACCUGAUGAAGGAAGAGUUCGUUUCGGAUGAUCUCGAUAACCCCAUCAAUAUGAGCGACAACUCGGGGUACGGGUUUCCAAUGAGUGCGCACUUACGAGCGCAUGGGUUCGCUCUCGGACGCAAUGCACGCAAUUUGGCGUCCGAGUCGAUCGAGCGGGCGUGCCGGAAUCGGGAGAACCCCAGCGACAAGCUGGGCUACCGGGCAUUGCUGCAGAUCGUGUUGUUGCAGUACGGACAGAAAACGUCCCUGCAAGUCGGACGGCUGAAGAGCUGUGGGCUGAUUGAUUACGUUCGCAAAGCGGUUCGCCGUUUGGGGCUACAGGAGCAGGUGACGAUAACGGACGAGAAGCUGCUGGAGCUGGAAACUCUGUUCCGGUGCGAGUUGGAGCAGCUGAAGGUGUUCUAUCUCAUACGGCAACAGUUUGCGCCCGUGAUCGAGACACUGAUCCUUCUCGAUCGUUUGCUAUUCCUCCGGGAAUGUGGGUACGAGCGGAGCUAUCUGGUGAAGCUUUUCGAGCCAGUCGUGUCUCCGCGUUGUUAUGCCUUGAUAGCACUGAAAUAA